UCCUCGAAAGCCCGGCGGCGGGGCGCUGGGGGACCUUGGAGCCUCCCCGCCCGGCCCAUCGCGGCCAGCAGCGUUGCCGGGAGAGGCAGGAGGAGCGGGAGGAACCGGGAAGAUGCUGCGGCAGCAGCAGCAGCGGCAGCGGCAGCAGCAGCAGCGGACGAAGCGGACCGCCAUCCCCGUCCCCGCCCUGCGCUGUGCGGUCCGGCCUGGCCUCCCGCUGCUCCUGCCAGCACCUCCUCGGCCCCUCAGCCUCCUCCCGGGAAGCCGGUUCCCCACGCCCCCGCCGCCGCCGCCGGCCGGCGUUUCCUCCCGGCUCUGCCUCUCCGUCAGCAGGCUCAGUCUCUCCCUCUUCCACUGUCCUUCCUUUCCCUUCCCGGUGCCCUCUUCUCUUCUCACACCCUGGAGCCCCCCGGACAGGGGCUGAGGGCCGGGCAGUGGAGUGACCACAGCCCUCCAGGAGCCUGCUGCCCAGCCUCCCCAAGAGGGAAGUGGAAUUGGCCGGGCCCCUGGGCGCGCCAUGCGCAGCACCACACUACUGGCACUGCUGGCGCUGGUCCUGCUCUAUUUGGUGUCCGGUGCCCUGGUGUUCCAGGCCCUGGAGCAGCCUCACGAGCAGCAGGCCCAGAGGGAGCUGGGGGAGGUCCGAGAGAAGUUCCUGAGGGCCCAUCCAUGUGUGAGCGACCAGGACCUAGGGCUCUUCAUCCAGGAAGUGGCCGAUGCCCUGGGAGGGGGUGCGAACCCUGAAAUCAACUCAACCAGUCACAGCAACUACUCAGCCUGGGACCUGGGCAGUGCCUUCUUUUUUUCAGGCACCAUCAUCACCACCAUCGGCUACGGCAAUGCGGCCCUGCGAACAGAUGCUGGGCGCCUCUUCUGCAUCUUUUAUGCACUGGUGGGGAUCCCGCUGUUCGGGAUGCUGCUGGCAGGGGUCGGGGACCGGCUGGGCUCCUCCCUGCGCCGCGGCAUCGGUCACAUAGAAGCCAUCUUCCUGAAGUGGCACGUGCCCAAGGAGCUGGUGCGAAUUCUGUCAGCGGUGCUCUUCCUGCUGAUUGGCUGCCUGCUCUUUGUCCUCACCCCCACGUUCGUGUUCUGCUACGUGGAGGGCUGGAGCAAGCUGGAGGCCAUCUACUUCGUCGUCGUGACGCUCACCACGGUGGGGUUCGGGGAUUAUGUGGCCGGCGCCAGCACCAGCCAGAACUCUGCAGUCUAUCAGCCGCUGGUGUGGUUCUGGAUUCUGUUCGGCCUGGCCUACUUCGCUUCGGUGCUCACCACCAUAGGGAACUGGCUGCGAGCAGUGUCCCGCCGCACGCGGGCAGAGAUGGGCGGCUUCACGGCGCAGGCGGCCAGCUGGACCGGCACAGUGACGGCGCGGGUGACCCAGCGAGGAGGCCCCGCCGCACCGCUGCCACCGGAGAAAGAGAAGCCGCUCUUGCCUCCACCGCCGUGCACAGCGCAGCCGGCCGGCAGGCCCCCAUCCCCUGCGCCCCCCGAGAAGGCCGAGCCGCCCUCCCCGCCCACGGCCUCCGCGCUGGAUUACCCCAGCGAGAAUCUGGCCUUCAUCGACGAGUCCUCGGACACGCAGAGCGAGCGCGGCUGCGCUCUGCCUCUCCCGCCACGGGGUCGCCGCCGCCCCCACAACCCCGCCAGGAAGCCCCCGCGACCCCGGGGCCCCGGAAGCCCGCGGGACAAAAACGUGCCCGUGUAGGGGCAGGACCCACGG
Messenger RNA from Phyllostomus hastatus (greater spear-nosed bat), 1720 nucleotides. RefSeq names its product potassium two pore domain channel subfamily K member 4 (gene KCNK4). Bases 518 to 1705 code for a protein of 395 amino acids. Gene Ontology annotation, molecular function: potassium ion leak channel activity. The record is from RefSeq and is a predicted model, not a curated record. Gene Ontology annotation, biological process: stabilization of membrane potential; potassium ion transmembrane transport. The transcript has 7 exons. Gene Ontology annotation, cellular component: membrane. Lineage: Eukaryota; Metazoa; Chordata; Mammalia; Chiroptera; Phyllostomidae.